Molecule: messenger RNA, 1133 nt
Organism: Eucalyptus grandis
Lineage: Eukaryota; Viridiplantae; Streptophyta; Magnoliopsida; Myrtales; Myrtaceae
Product: thylakoid lumenal protein TL20.3, chloroplastic
Exons: 7
Coding region: 25-921 (298 amino acids)
Source: RefSeq, a predicted model, not a curated record
UGAAGGAUCACGAACUAAACUCACAUGUCCCUUGGUUCUGUUCAGGAUAACGAUCUUCUUUCUCUCUCCUUCACUUCAAUGGCGGCUCUCGGUUCGAUCUCUCUGCUAUCCAUCAAAUCCAUCUCCAUUUCAUCAUCAUCAUCAUUAUCUUCUUCUUCUUCUUCUUCUUCGUCAAAUUCAAGAACUGCGAAGCCUCUGCAGCUGGCUCCGAGGUCGUCCGGCGUCGUGUGCGAGAUUGAGUCUCCGGGGAAAGCCUCUUUCCGUGAAUCGAAGACUUGGCGAGCGGUGGUUUCCACGGCAUUGGCGGCGGCCGUCGUUAGCUUCGGCUCAUCUUUGCCGGCAAAUGCCGAUCUCAACAAGUAUGAAGCGGAGACUCGCGGCGAGUUCGGGAUAGGUUCGGCCGCGCAGUUUGGUUCGGCGGAUCUCAGGAAAGCGGUGCACGUGAAUGAAAAUUUCAGAAGAGCCAAUUUCACAGCUGCCGAUAUGAGGGAAUCUGACUUCAGUGGCUCUACAUUUAAUGGCGCCUAUCUCGAGAAAGCUGUCGCUUAUAAGGCAAACUUUACGGGUGCAGACUUGAGCGACACGCUGAUGGAUCGCAUGGUUCUCAAUGAAGCUAACCUCACCAAUGCAGUGCUAGCAAGAACAGUUCUCACCCGAAGUGAUCUUGGAGGUGCCACUAUUGAUGGUGCUGACUUCAGUGAUGCUGUUCUGGAUCUUCCACAAAAGCAGGCUCUUUGCAAGUAUGCAAGUGGCACAAACCCAAUUACAGGGGUAGACACCAGAAAAAGCUUGGGCUGUGGAAACAGCCGUCGCAAUGCGUAUGGCAGUCCAUCUUCACCUCUGCUAAGUGCACCGCCACAGAAAUUGCUUGAUCGAGAUGGCUUCUGUGAUGAGAGCUCUGGACUUUGUGAUGCAAAAUAAUUUUGAGAGGUAUUUUUUGGGAAGUUGUGAUGAAGUUCUUCAUCCUUGUACAUAAGAAAGUAUCCACUAAAUGAAGUACACUGUACGCUGGUCGUGAAUAUCGAUGUUGCUGCAAAUGAUGGUAGACAUUUGUUGAAGCCGAGAUGAGUUGAACAGGAAACACUGAAUUGAUUUUUUGAUCUUGGCGAGUUUGAAAUUGUGCCGUGACUAUA